Macadamia integrifolia is the source of this 2685-nucleotide messenger RNA. RefSeq names its product BAHD acyltransferase DCR-like. Bases 119 to 2575 code for a protein of 818 amino acids. The transcript is spliced from 3 exons. Gene Ontology annotation, biological process: defense response. The record is from RefSeq and is a predicted model, not a curated record. Lineage: Eukaryota; Viridiplantae; Streptophyta; Magnoliopsida; Proteales; Proteaceae.
ACCUCUGCCCCGCCAGUCGAGAAUUAUUCCUAUUUCUAUUUUUAUCUCAAACCCUUUCUUCUCUCUCUGCUAUCGCGUUUCCCCUUCUCGUCUCCCGUCGCUCCUGAAACAGUUAAAGAUGGCGAACACUCGCCCUCCAUCGAAGCUGCUGGACCUCGACAUCACCAUCGUCUCUGCAAAACAUCUCAAGAAUGUCAAUUGGCGCCAUGGAGACCUCAAGCCUUACGCAAUCUUCUGGGUUGAUCCCGAUCGUCGAGUCGCUACCAAACCUGACGAGUCGGGAUCAACUCGUCCCGUCUGGAACGAACGCUUCACCCUCCCCAUUAACUUUCCCCUCCAAGACUCUCUUCUCUUCCUCGAAAUAUUCCAUUCCAAACCCUCUGAAACGCCCAAGCCUCUCGUCGGAACACUUCAGUUCCCUCUCAACGAUCUUUCCGAGUCGGACGAUCCUAAUCGUAUCAGAACCCUUGAGCUUCGUCGUCCCUCUGGUCGUCCCCAAGGCAAGAUCCGGAUGAAGCUCGCCAUCCGUGAGCGCCCUGCUCCGCCUCCUUCUCCGCCGGAUUUCUAUACUACCCCUCCUUCGAGCUAUUAUUACUCCAGUGCCCCCCCUCCUCCUUCUUCGCGUGAUUACAGGGGAUACUCUCAAUCUCUCUAUAGUUCGCCUCCUGCUCCAGUGCCGUCGGUGCCUGCACCAUCUCCGCCGCCUCAGUACCCAUACGGCAGUUACUCGGAUCCAUAUUCUGGUUAUUACUCGGGAUAUUAUUCUCAGCCCCCACCGCCGCCGAACCGGCCGUUCUUCGAUCGCGUCUCAUCCUCUAGUUAUGGUGCGCCAAGUGGGCCCUCAGCGCCUUCGUACGAUCAGAAGCCCAGGGGGAGCAAAAUGGGAUUGGGUACGGGUGUGGCAGUCGGAGCUGUUGCGGGGGCCUUGGGAGGGCUUGCUUUGGAAGAAGGGUUGAAGUACGAGGAAGACAAGAUUGCAGAGAGGGUCGAGAGCAACUUGGCUGCCAGGGACGAUUACAGUGAUUAUCGUGGUGAUUACCCUCACAGAAAAGGACUACUUGAAAAGGGAGUGAAAAUGCCUUUUUCUUCUUCUUCUCCGACUCUCAUCUCUAGAUGCUUUGUUUUCCCAGAGCAGAAAUCUUCAAUUGGGUCUCUUAAGCUCUCUGUCUCUGAUCUUCCUAUGCUUUCAUGUCAAUACAUACAGAAAGGGGUUCUCUUCACUCGCCCCCCUCUCUCUUUUGAUGCUCUCGUCUCUAUACUCAAACAAGGCCUUUCCCAGACCCUCACGCAUUUCCCAGCUCUAGCUGGCCGUCUCAUCACAGACUCCGACGGAUAUGUCCACGUGUCCUGCAACGAUGCAGGUGUCGAUUUCUUCCAUGCCAAUGCUACCUAUCUCUCAAUCCGUGACAUCCUCUCUCCAAUCGACGUGCCUAAUUCCGUCAGGAAGCUCUUCGCCUUUGAGGGCGCCGUCAGUUACGACGGCCAUUUCAAACCCAUAGCUGCCGUACAAGUAACGGAGCUCGCUGAUGGCGUUUUCAUUGGAUGCACCGUUAACCACGCUGUCGUUGACGGAACGUCGUUCUGGAACUUCUUCAAUACAUUCGCUGAGGUUUGCAGGGGAGUGAAUAGAAUCUCAAGGCCACCGGAUUUCCGCCGGAAUUUCGUGAAGGACUCACCGGCUAUUCUCAAAUUCCCCGAUGGUACUCCUAAGGUAACCUUCGACACCGAUGCGCCUUUGCGUGAGAGGAUCUUCCAUUUCAGCAGAGAAGCGAUUCUCGCACUCAAAUCAAGAGCUAAUGCUCCCUUGAGGAAACGGAUGGAAAAUGAAUUCUCCAUCGAAGCCGAGAUCCUUGGGAAGCAGAGCAACGAUGGUUGGAAGAUUAACGGAACUCACACCCCUAACGGCAAGAAGAUGACGGUGCUAGAGAGUUUAGUACGGAACGCCGUUUUGAAAUACCCAGGACACGAAACGGAAACGGAAACGGAAACGGAAACGGGAACGGGAACGGAGACGGAGGUGGUCUCUUCUUUCCAGUCGCUGAGUGCUCAGCUGUGGCGUUCGGUCACACGUGCGCGGAAGCUCUCACAAACUAAGUCCACGACCUUUAGAAUGGCAGUCAACUGCCGUCACCGUCUGGAGCCGCGUAUCGAUCCGUUCUAUUUCGGUAACGCAAUCCAGAGCAUCCCAACCGUUGCUUCCGCUGGUGAGCUCCUGUCGCGCGAUCUUCGCUGGUGCGCUACUAUGCUACACCGAAACGUGGUGGCGCAUGACGACGCUACGGUACGCCGGGGAGUGGAGGAGUGGGAGAAGAACCCACGAUGCUUCCCUCUUGGGAACUUCGACGGUGCGAUGAUCACCAUGGGAAGCUCGCCUAGAUUCCCGAUGUAUGAUAACGAUUUCGGUUGGGGCCGACCGUUGGCGGUCCGAAGCGGUCGAGCCAAUAAAUUUGAUGGUAAGAUCUCGGCGUUUCCAGGGCGGGAAGGUGGGGGGAGUGUUGAUCUGGAAGUGUGUUUGGCGCCCGAAACUAUGGCUGGGCUGGAGAACGAUUUCGAAUUCAUGCAGUACGUGUCUUGAUUCUUGAGAGAGAGAGAGAGAGAGUGUGUAACUUAUUACUUGCACUGCUGCAGUCUUGUUAGUUGUAUUUGGAUUGGAUUAACCGUUUCGUAUCGAUUUCUUUUCUCUAA